This is a messenger RNA of Sardina pilchardus (European sardine), 1707 nucleotides long. RefSeq names its product short coiled-coil protein B. Gene Ontology annotation, cellular component: trans-Golgi network. The transcript has 4 exons. The record is from RefSeq and is a predicted model, not a curated record. The coding region runs from base 123 to 479 and encodes 118 amino acids. NCBI's taxonomy places the organism in Eukaryota, Metazoa, Chordata, Actinopteri, Clupeiformes, Clupeidae.
GAGAGAGAGAGAGAGAGAGAGAGAAAGAGAGGAGUAGCGUCAGCAAUACUAUCAGCAAAAAAACUAUACAUUCGUAUUCGUACCGGUUCCAGUAUUGACUCGAUUCUAAUAGAAGAUCUACAAUGGAAGGGGAAGUGGAUGAUGAAGAUGGAACCUUUACCAACAUUUCUCUGGCCGAUGACACAGUUGACAGGGGUGCAGCAGCACAGUAUUCCAGAAACGACAACGAAUUCAUCAUGAACUGUGACUUGGAUGGGGACGUGGAGAACCAGGUGGAACUGGAAGAAAAGACGAGGCUCAUAAAUCAGGUGCUGGAGCUGCAGCAUACAUUGGAAGACCUCUCAGCCAGAGUAGAUGCCGUGAAGGAAGAGAACCUGAAGCUGAAGUCGGAGAACCAGGUUCUAGGCCAGUACAUUGAGAACCUCAUGUCUGCCUCCAGCGUGUUCCAAACCACUGACACCAAAGGGAAGAGGAAAUAGUGGUGAACGAAUUGUUAAAGUGUGUGUGUGUUUGUGUGUGUGGGGUGGGGGGUGAUGGAACCUCCAACUUCUCCUAUUCCAGUCCCAUUCUCGAUUCCCUCAGCAGACUCCUUGGCCUUGAUGUGAGACCCAGUUUACACAGUCACUCUACCGACAUGCUUAUGUCACUUGUUAUGUUAUUUUUUGUAUGAUUACUGUUAUUUAUUAUGUUGUCGAUUUUUUAAAAUAUUCUUUUUGUAUAUAUGUAUUACAUGUGGGUAGAGGUUUUUUUUUCUGAUGCAAAAACAACAGUAUUAUUGUGAAAGUUAGUAUGAGCCUGUACAGGUGUAUGUCCUAUGUGCUGUGGAGUUAACCAGAGUUGGAGUCAAUCAAAGAACCACGUGUGUGUUACAUAAUUCAUACUUGAGGAAUUUUAAUUUCAACAGUCAGAUCAUGAUCAUAAACGCUAAGGAGAUGAGCACAGGAUAUAUGUAUGUAUGUGGAUGAAUUGUGUGUUACAGUUUGCUGCACAAAAAUGGCAAAGAAUUGAGACUAUUGAUCUGAUUUUCCAGACUGGAGUUCUCAAAUAUUUUAAAAUGUAGAAGUCUCUAUCCCACAACCUGGAGGAAAUCCCUACCCCCAUCUAGUCGGCAUGUAGGUUGCAACAACAACAAAAUUGCAUGAAUUUAAGAUAGCAAAAGGGAUCUUGCUUUUAGAGAAUGGUGUACAGAAUUAUACUUGCCAUGGUCCCCCAUGGUCAAAAUUAUACAGUGCACCUGAACCAGGUAUCUUCAACUAGCCUUAUAUUAGAGUGCGUGAAAAGAAUAAAGGGACAUUCAUUUCCCAGGCCUGUGGAGGAAAAGAGAGAUGGGGAACGCAGCUAGCCAAGUGGUUUCACUCUUCACAUGUGACUCCUAACGGUUUGAACGGGGCCACUUAUUGCAUGUCUUACUCUUCUGGAUUUGAAGAGUAGACACACAGGGUUUGAAAACUGACUCUACAGUAUGUUUUACCUUUAGUUUUCAUGUGAUAACAUUUGUAAAGGUUAAAUGGAUUAUUCCCAACACAUGAGUAUAGAGGUGACGUGAUGUAGGUGGCUCUAAAACACUAAUCUCCUGGCUUGUAAUGUUUCCUCUGUCACAUUCAUUGUAUGAAAGAAACUGCCUUGUGCAUAGAUGUGUACAUUAAAAAAAAAUUAUAUUGCCUAAAACACUUUUGUUUUAAUAAAAUUUUAUUCUUUGGCCUUUCA